Messenger RNA from Apis cerana (Asiatic honeybee), 4625 nucleotides. RefSeq names its product ETS variant transcription factor anterior open (gene aop). Gene Ontology annotation, molecular function: DNA-binding transcription factor activity, RNA polymerase II-specific; sequence-specific DNA binding. Gene Ontology annotation, cellular component: nucleus. The record is from RefSeq and is a predicted model, not a curated record. Gene Ontology annotation, biological process: cell differentiation; regulation of transcription by RNA polymerase II. Lineage: Eukaryota; Metazoa; Arthropoda; Insecta; Hymenoptera; Apidae.
GCUUCCAGUGGAGAUCGCGACUCGCGGUUCAGUCGCUCGCUAGCUACGAGAUUGGGUAGAUUAAUUUUAUUGUGUAUGAUCACUUUCAGACAUUCGCGAGACAAAUCAAAUUGUGUCCAAGGUGAAAAGAGACCUGUUUUGUGUUUCACAUCCUUCUCGAAUUUGUCUAAUUGCUCCCUUAUAAACUUCCGAUAACCUUAAGAAGACUCGGUGAGUAAGAGACGAACAAGAGUGUGAGAGGGAGGGAGAGUGAUUCGAGUGUGCCGACUGUGAUACACUUAGCCGCGUAGAUAGGCGCUCUGUGAUAUACGCGUACACACAUGGAUAUUUCGAUACCUCUAGACUUUUCUCGUACGGACACGAAAAGCUGUUAAUAGAGAUAUUCGAUUUUUAAUAUUGUUAAUUACGGAUCCUACUUAUGUGCAAAGAUAAAUGGAAAAUUCGAAGAUAUUGAAUAUGGAUAUAUAAAUAAAUACGUAUAAGAUAGUGCAAACGAAAAAAGACGGAGAUAAGAAGGACGCGGAGAGGGACGGAGAGAGAUAGAGAAGAGUAGCGGAAGAAAAGAUACACGUGCGCGUGGUCGGUGUCUCGAGGAUACCUGUGGAUGCCAGACUGGAGUUGCGACGUAUUAGGGCGCGGAUUUCUGUCCGAUGACCGCCGAGGAGAUUCAUUUCAAUUCACUAACCGAUCUCCAGCAUUGAUAUUACGCCGCAUUAGACGGUUUAUCAGCUAAGCUACAACCGAGAGAAGAAAGGGUAGAAAGCAUACGCACAGAACGUGUUAUGAAAUUGUUGCCGUCGAUUCAGCUGCCGCAAUUACCGCCGGUUUCGGCCGGGGGUGGAAUGACGGGAAUGGACUCUCGGCUACCACCCGGUAUAUCUUUACCUUUUAGUCCUACUGAGCUACUCUGGCGAUACGGUCCCGCUAUGAAUUUUCCACCGACUCACCCGCCACCAAGUCCCUUUCUCGAUUUCAAGACGCACCUACCGGCAAGUUUGGCUUCAGACCCACGACUGUGGUCUCGCGAGGAUGUGACGACGUUUCUUCGAUGGGCCGAACGGGAGUUCGAUCUACCCCAAUUCGAUAUGGACAUGUUCCAAAUGAAUGGUAAGGCGCUCUGCUUGCUGACAAAAGCGGAUUUGGGAGAAAGAUGCCCUGGCGCUGGUGACGUGUUGCACAAUGUGCUCUCGAUGCUGGCCAGAGACUUUAACCAGCUUCAGAGGUGUCUUCCCAGUAGUCCGGUCACCCCCACAAGACCCUCCGCGUACCCUCUCAGUCCUCAUUCGCAUCCACCAACCCCAACAUGGACGGAGAACCCAUACACCGCGAAUCUUGCAUCGUUAAUGUCCGCGAAUUCAGUCACGCUGUCUCCGGCACCCUCGGUCGACAGUCAAGCAGGAUCUCCAGGACAUACGGAAGGUGCACAGAGCCAGGUUUACAAGAGCGAUUCGGACGAGGAUAAUCAACAAGGAACUACUGGAAGUCCCCCAGCCACGCCCACUGCUCUUGCAGCACAAAGGUUAAGCGAAGUUUGCGUCAAGGAUCAACCGAGUCCUACGUUAACGCAACCGAUGAUGCCUCUGACGCCCGGUGCCUUCAGAACGAACCCUGCCAACGCCGCGAGAGAAUUUUUCCCGAGUGAUUCCCCAGAACCUAAUACAAAUGGUAGACUUUUAUGGGAUUUUCUUCAACAACUUCUAAAUGACCCCUCACAACGAUAUACACAUUACAUCGCAUGGAAAAGUCGGGAAACGGGAGUAUUCAAAAUCGUUGAUCCUCCUGGACUUGCAAGGCUCUGGGGCAUUCAAAAGAAUCAUCUUUCAAUGAAUUACGAUAAAAUGAGCAGAGCUCUUCGAUAUUAUUAUCGAGUGAAUAUUUUGCGAAAAGUCCAAGGAGAACGACACUGUUACCAAUUUCUGCGAAACCCAACCGAACUGAAGAACAUAAAGAACAUAUCUCAGCUGCGUCAGCAAAUGCGGAUAAAGUCAGAACCGGAAGAAGACGGCGGAAGUGGCGUCGAGCCGGAAAUCGAUAUGCCAACAGACCUCUCGAUGUCUAGUAUGAGUCAGCCAUCCAGCGAGCAACAACAGCAACAACCUUUAUCUCUUCUUGAUCCACCUGUAAAAUAUAGAAGUCAUGCGUACAAUCUCGUAAAAACCAAUCAAGAAUCGGAAGAGCAAAAGUGACGUGAAACGUAGCACUAAUGUGACUGUCCGUUUUAAAAGCUGACAAGAUUAACAUAUUUUGUGUUAUGCACAUACUCGUUAUUUGAUUCGAAACAGUCAGUUUCGAAAUAAUGCGAAGAGAUUUACUUUUAACUAUGUCAAGUAUAUUGACAAAAUUGUUGACAGAAUGUUCGUUUUCGGAAUAAUACAUUUCUAGAGAUAUUUGCUGCCGUUUAAGAAUCACUAGAUCAUCAAUGCCACUAUUCAAAUAAUAAAGCUUGCGAGAAAAUUGUUAGGUUAUAAAUUAGCAACUAUGGUAUCAUCAACGUGUCUCCAAAACUAAUAUAUGAUAAAAGACUGACAAAUAAAAUAUUGUGCGAGUUAUGUAUCAAAAUAUACAAGCUAUGAAGAAAAUUUUGAAAGCAACAUUGUGUAAUGUCGAUGAUAAGUUGACUUACCUUGAAUUAAAAUCUAAUUAUUAGUACUACAUUAUAAUGCUUACCUGGUUCAUGGUUUGUCAACUUUAUUUCGAUAUUCGACCGCAAUUUCGAAAACGUCCAACGAUUUUAAAUCGGCCCGAAGAUCGAGCAAUCAACGGUUCAUCGAUUUCCACGCGUUUUAAAUAGAUAAUUGGCUGUUCAGAAUCUUGUUAAAGAGUGUCAGGAGCCAAUUGUGCUACAAUUGUGGAGGACGCUUCGAUGAAGCUGAACUUUCGCGGAUAUUCCGCCGUUUGUUUUCCAUCCUUCGUGUUAACACACAUACGCGAGUGUGAAACGUUUCUCGCUUCUACAACGAACUACUUUAGAAAUGCUUAUAGAGCGUUAUCGACGAAUGUACAAAACGGUGUUCGGGAAACGAUCGAGAUAUUUUAUUCCAAAGUUAUUCUGUGAUGUAAACUUUAGCUUGAAAGUAAAUUUCUCGGAGUAACAUAUACUUAGUUGUAACUAGAGAUUGAAUUUAUCGAACAUUUUUUUAUUUGAACAAAAGAACUUGUUAUGAAAGAUUUUUAUGUAAGAUUAACAAUUAUGUAAUAUAUAGUUCAAUCCUUUAAAGAGGAUAUGCGAUCCAUUUUGUAAAUAGUUAAAUUCGAUGAAAUUUCAAAGUUGGUUUCCCGUUGCACCGACUCAAUUGUGCCAAUCUAAUCGUCGGUAAUAUAUAUAUAUAUAUACGUGUUUAAUUUAGCGUUCUGUAUACAAAGAAACAAAGGGAAAAAACGUGUCUAUCGUUUUAAAAUAAUUGAAACGAUAUUGAGAAUCGUUUACAUCCCUAAAUCAUAGAUAUGUGUAAAUAAGUUGACGAGCUAUUAAAAAAAAGAUAUAAUGAACACAAUUAAACAAAAAAAAAAUUGCGAGAGUUUUAAGGAAUUCGGGGCCAGAGUUAUAUAUAUACAUAUAUAUAAAUAUAAAUUUAUGUAUAAAUAAAUCUCUAUAUAUAUUAUAUAUAUAUUUUUUACUACCGAAGAGAAAUUUAUAUUCGAAAUUUCUACGUUCGUUGUCGAUGCGAUUGUGGCUCACAUUCCUCGCCAACGGAUCCUAGAUUUUAAAGAAAUAAAAAAGAAGUAAAAAUAAAAUGUCACUAGGGACCGAAGGCGCGUGUAUGAUUAGAAAUUGGUCUUAAGAUCGUAUUUUUACUAAAGACUCACACACACGAGACAGAAAGUAUGAAAAAAUUCUUAUCAUGAGUGAAUCAAUGUACGUAUAUAUGUAUGAAUAUGUGAGAAUGUGUGUGUGUAAGAGUAAGAGAGAGAAAGACAAAUAGAAUCUGCGAAAAUGAAAAGUGCAUUAGCAGCAAGAGAUUUAUAAAUAAAAAAAAAGUUGUAUUUGGCUAUUUGUAUACUGUGAUCUCCGUGAAGUUUUUAUCAUAAAAAUGCAUAAAAAACAAUCGUGUACAUAAUUUUCAUGAGAGAACAAUUUAUAUUAGUGAUAAAUAUAUUAAAAUACACAUACACAAAUUGUGUUCUUAAAACAACCCAAAUUUUGAUCAUAAGAUUUGGUAUUUCUCUGUACACACUUUAAUACAUUUAACGGGUGAUUGUAUUUAAAAAUUAUUUAUUCGUAAGUAUUAGACUUGCGUAUUAAUCUAUAGAAGUUAUACACAUGUGUUACAUGAAAAAUUGAUGUUUAAAAAAAAAAUAAGCCCUACAAAACAAAAAAUGAUAUUUCAAUCUUAAUUACCAUUUUAGUUCAGAUUAUCAUAUCUAUAGAAUUUUACAUGUAUGUGUAUCAUGCAUGUAAUGUAGAAUUUUUAAAGCCAUCACAUCGUCAAUAAUUUUUUUAUUUCCUAGCAUUUACAAACUUCCUUUCCGAUUUAUCAAAAAAAAAAAAAUUAAUAUUUCAUUUUUGUUUACAAAUCCUGUAUAAACUUGUACAAUUUUAGAAAAUUAACGAAUUGUUUAUUGUAUAACUCAUUGCAAGUGGAUGAGCAAUGUGUAAAUAAAGAUUUAUUUACUUAUUAAGCUAA